GCAAAGAGAAAAUGCAGCUACAUUUUCUACUGAGCAUUAAUAUAAGGUUUAGUGUUUGCUUAUUGUUCAGAAAAACUUAGUUUUGAAAAUGGUAGAUGCUUUCUGUGGCACAUGGAAACUGGUCAACAGUGAGAACUUUGAUGAGUAUAUGAAAGCUCUAGGUGUUGGGUUUGCAGUAAGACAAGUUGGAAAUGUGACUAAGCCGACCCUCGUCAUCUUGAAAGAGGGGGAUAAAGUGGUAAUAAAAACACAGAGUACUUUCAAGAACACUGAAAUCUCAUUCAAACUGGGCGAGGAGUUUGAUGAGACCACUGCAGAUGACCGACACUGUAAAUCCACGGUGGUAAUGGAUGGAGACCAGCUUGUUCAUGUGCAGAAGUGGGAUGGAAAAGAGACCACCCUUGUCCGGGAGAUCAAGGACGGGAAGAUGGUGAUGAAACUCACCUUUGGGGACGUGGUGGCUGUUCGCACCUAUGAAAAGGCAUAAGUUUGGGGAUUAAUAUCAGGAUUUGUUCUUCUUCACUGGGCAGCAACUGAUGUGAUGUGCUUUGAUGCCCUACUGAAAACACAACUUGCACUUCGUUCCUUCAAAUCUAUGAAAGAAUGGACUACAAAUAUUUUUGAUCAUUUUUAAAAAAUAUGUUUCAGUCAGUAUGAAUCAUUUAAUAAAUAACCAGUCAAAAA
Messenger RNA from Megalobrama amblycephala (Wuchang bream), 684 nucleotides. RefSeq names its product fatty acid binding protein 7, brain, b (gene fabp7b). Gene Ontology annotation, molecular function: fatty acid binding. The transcript has 4 exons. Gene Ontology annotation, biological process: fatty acid transport. The record is from RefSeq and is a predicted model, not a curated record. Gene Ontology annotation, cellular component: nucleus; cytosol. Bases 89 to 487 code for a protein of 132 amino acids. NCBI's taxonomy places the organism in Eukaryota, Metazoa, Chordata, Actinopteri, Cypriniformes, Xenocyprididae.